AUUUUUUACUAACAUGUGUGUUAAACGGUUCAGUAUUUUAAUUUUAAGUAUAUUUUCAGUUGUAAAGAAUGGAGCUGUCGAAAGUCGGAAACACAAUAUUCUUCAACUUCUAUCAAAUGGUGAACCACGAUAUGUCGCUGUGUACUACGAUAAAGGCAAAGAUAUAGAGGGAAAUGAUAAUCUUCUAUCUCAAGUUGAUUUAACCCAAGACAUAUCUCCAGACAUCGAUUCUUUAGGUGCACCUUAUGAGGAGAAAGCUUAUUUGUUGUAUCAUGCUUUGAGGACUGCCGAAGAACGCGAAGAAUUAGACGAAGAAGCGGCCAGAGAGUUCGAAGAAACCAAACAGAUCUUGCGCCAAGCAUUACGCACGAGAUGUAAGAAACUGAGUUCUUGCUACAGGCGAUGUCCUAAGAAACUGUACAUAACAUGCACUACGGAAUGCAGAGAAACUUACGACGACUACGACGUAUGCCAGCCAAAGAAGAAGAAUAUGUGUAAAACACCAAAGUGUGGCCAUACUAUGCCACCAUCUUGGCUCAGACGUAUUUGA
Bicyclus anynana (squinting bush brown) is the source of this 550-nucleotide messenger RNA. RefSeq lists its product as uncharacterized. The coding region runs from base 14 to 550 and encodes 178 amino acids. Lineage: Eukaryota; Metazoa; Arthropoda; Insecta; Lepidoptera; Nymphalidae. The transcript has 3 exons. The record is from RefSeq and is a predicted model, not a curated record.